AUGCGUGGUGGUCGUAGUGCAGCGCACGCGUCACAAGUGUACCACGAGCACGUGCUCAGUCGCGUCGUCUGCUACGGAGACUUUGACGCGCGGUUUGUCAGUUGUGGAGCGAUCUGUGCUAUGUGAGUGACUUGUGAACGAUACGCCGGUGACUUGGAUAGUUUAUUAAGCUUAAAAAUAAAGGUGUCACCAUUGGUGCCGCCAUGACGAACCUCAACAGAAUCCGGGUGGUCGUCCUGGGUAGCUCCAAAGUCGGCAAAUCAGCUGUGACUGUCCGUUACCUGACGAAGAGAUACAUCGGCGAGUACAGCUCCACCACAGAUUUCAUGUACAGACACAACGUCACGUUUGACAGCGUCACCACGGAGGUUGAGAUUCUAGACACGUGUAAAUGUGCCGCAACAGGGUGUCUGUACGAUCACAUACGCUGGGGAGAAGCCUUUGUCGUAGUGUACAGCAUCUGCGACAUGAACAGCUUCAACGACGCUCACACGUUGCUGGACAAACUCAGCAAACUCAAGCUUCCUUCCUACUACACCACACUGUUGCUGGGCAACAAGCGGGACCUAGACCACUCCAGAGCCGUGUGUGUAGACGCAGGCCAGGAGUUGUCUCUGCGAUACUCGUGUCAGUACUACGAGGUUAGUGCUGCCGAGAGUUUCGCAGGAGUGUCCCUGGCCUUCCAGAGUCUUCUGCGAGAGGCCAGAUCAGUUCAGUUACUGAGGGCGAUGCCCAUCCGCCGCAAGCUUGGAGUCAACUCUGUCUCUAAAGUCCUCGGCACCAUCUUCGGCAAGAACAGUAACAAGCGAGAUCGUAAGAAGAGGCCGUCUCUUAGUAUAUGAGAGACUUCUUCUCUGUUCCUACGCUCCUUUUACGUGUCCGAGUCCCCAGGUUCACCAUUAACGCUAGGUCAU
This is a messenger RNA of Macrosteles quadrilineatus (aster leafhopper), 914 nucleotides long. RefSeq names its product ras-related and estrogen-regulated growth inhibitor-like. Gene Ontology annotation, molecular function: GTPase activity; GTP binding. NCBI's taxonomy places the organism in Eukaryota, Metazoa, Arthropoda, Insecta, Hemiptera, Cicadellidae. The transcript is spliced from 6 exons. Bases 204 to 842 code for a protein of 212 amino acids. The record is from RefSeq and is a predicted model, not a curated record.